AUGGCAUGUGUUAACAUGUACAACCCGGAGCACCACCAGUCGUCCUUCAUGGCGCCGCGGAUGUCCUUCUCCAGCGACUUCGCGCUGGAGCCGCCGCCCGCGUCGGCGCCGUCGGCGCGCGGGCCCGGGGACGCCGACUUCGAGUUCUCCGUCGGCAGCCGCCCCAUGAUGGCCGCCGACGAGCUCUUCUCCAAGGGCCGCCUCCUGCCGCUCCGGGAGGCCCCGCACGGCCAGAGCGGCCGGCCCACGACGCUGCGCGAGGAGCUGCGCACCGACGACCGCCACGGGCGCGCGCCCCGCGCGCCCAACAUCCGGUGGAAGGAGCUGCUCGGCUUCAAGAAGGCGAACAAGAAGGCCGCGGCCGCAGCCGCCGACGCCGGCGCCAGCACGUCGUCGGCCGAGGCCCACACGGAUCUUGGAGGUCACGGAGGCACGAGAGAGUGA
Molecule: messenger RNA, 444 nt
Organism: Triticum turgidum subsp. durum (durum wheat)
Lineage: Eukaryota; Viridiplantae; Streptophyta; Magnoliopsida; Poales; Poaceae
Source: the annotation of a GenBank genome assembly